AUGGUGAAGCAACCGCCCAGUUUUUUCCCUACAGCUGCGUUGGACCAUGCAGUUGCAGGGCUAGGUGCUGGUGUUGUUGCAACACUAUGCAUGAACCCUCUCGAUUUGUUGAAAGUCAAAUUCCAAGUUUCUACGACGGACCCUCGACGUGGAAUCGGAAAACAAAUAUGGCUCGGACUCAGAGACAUUCAUCGUGAAAACGGUUGGAAAGGGUUAUACCGUGGAGUUGGCCCGAAUAUUGCAGGGAAUGCGUCAAGCUGGGGGCUGUACUUCCUAUUUUAUAAUAUGCUCAAGAAGCGAGCUUCAGGUGGUGAUAUCACGAAGCCUUUGUCUCCACAAGAAUAUCUUUUGUGUUCUGCUGAAGCGAGUGCUGUUACAGCCGUAAUAACGAAUCCUAUGUGGGUCGUACGGGUUCGAAUGUUCACUUCUGAUGCAAGUUCCCCGGAUGCAUACCGAGGCCUUUUCCAUGGAUUUAGUUCCAUACUACGAAACGAAGGUUUCUCCGGUCUAUUUCGCGGUACCACACUGGCUUUGUUUGGUGUAAGCAACGGCGCCAUUCAGUUCAUGGCUUACGAGGAAAUGAAACGGUGGGGAUUUGAGAGGAAGAGAAGGCAACUAGAAGAAAUGGGUAAACCUUGGUCCCCAGAGGUUGAUAAACUGUCAAAUUCCUCGUAUACCGCCAUGUCGGCAGCAAGCAAACUAUUGGCACUAUCGGUAACAUACCCUUAUCAGGUCGUACGCUCACGGAUACAGAACGACGUGACUGCGCAUGUGUAUCCCACUAUACGGAGCACGAUUCACAAAACCUGGUCGAAUGAAGGGUUUAAAGGAUUCUACCGCGGCCUUGCAACGAAUUUGGUUCGAAUUCUGCCGGGGACGUGCGUAACAUUUGUCGUAUACGAGAAUCUGGCUUGGCUGUUGAGAUCGACAGCUGCAAAACGAGAGCAUCUAAGAGGGCAUAGCGAGACUGAAUGA
Molecule: messenger RNA, 975 nt
Organism: Marasmius oreades (fairy-ring Marasmius)
Lineage: Eukaryota; Fungi; Basidiomycota; Agaricomycetes; Agaricales; Marasmiaceae
Exons: 7
Coding region: 1-975 (324 amino acids)
Biological process (GO): folate import into mitochondrion; nucleotide transport
Cellular component (GO): mitochondrion
Molecular function (GO): FAD transmembrane transporter activity; folic acid transmembrane transporter activity
Source: RefSeq, a predicted model, not a curated record